GGGCUUCCAAUUGACUGCUUGUUGAAGAGGGAAGACCUACAGCCUCUCGCCGAAGCCUCUUGCCGCCGGCUUCAAAGAAGAAGAGACCCACAGUGAAGCUUCUCGCCGCCCUCUCCGAAGCCAGCCGCUACAGGGCCGUCGCCUACCACCGCCGCCCGCCGCUGCAUCCUCCCUCUUUGCCGCCUCUCGCCCCCGCCGCACAGCCGCUCCCUCUCUGCCGCCCCCACCGCACAGCCUCCUCUUAGUGAUAUUAAAGAUUCAAUGGUAAAGAAACGGAAACACAGUGAAUCAUCUGAGGUGGAUGCAACUGUAAAAAUAGAUGAAAUUGCUACAGAAAGACCUAAAAGAACACUUGUGGGUUGGAAAGAUGGUAGGACUGAAGAGAAAGAAACAGAUUUUACAGCUUUUAGAAAUAAAGAGAAGGUUUUGGUUACUUGUUCACGCCGCAUCAAUUACAGGUAUCGGCAUUUGAUGUUGAAUGUGGUGUCACUCUUGCCCCAUUGUAAGAAGGAUAACAAGGUUGAAUCUAAAGAAAGUAAGGGUGCAACUCUAAAUGAGCUAGUUGAGCUGAAAGGUUGUUCUUCUUGCUUGUUUUUCGAGCAGUGCAGAAAGCACAACGACCUUUACCUAUGGAUGGUGAAGUGUCCCAGUGGUCCAUCAGUGAAAUUUUUAGUCAAUGCUGUUCACACAAUGGAAGAGUUGAAGCUUACUGGAAAUCAUCUGAAAGGUUCAAGACCGAUUUUGACCUUCUCAAGUAAUUUUGAUAAAAGCCCUCACUGGAAACUCCUGAAAGAGAUGUUCUUGCAGAUAUUUGGAACUCCAAAAGACCACAGGAAAUCUAAACCUUAUCAUGAUCACGUAUUUGUUUUCUCAAUUGUUGAUGAUCACAUAUGGUUCCGGAAUUACCAGAUAUCUGUUCCUCAUAGUGAAGCAGAUAAAGUGGACAGAGGGGGCCUGGAUAAAAUGACGCUUGUUGAGGUUGGUCCAAGAUUUUGUUUGAACCCUAUCAAGAUAUUUGGAGGCAGCUUUGGGGGCCCAACACUAUAUGAGAAUCCCUUUUAUGUUUCACCUAACCAGAUUCGAGCAUUAGAGAAGAGGCAGAAAGCUGGUAAAUUUGCAAAGAAAGUGAAAGCUAAAACGAGGAGGAAGAUGCAUGAGCUGUCAAAUCCACUGGAACCUGACGAGUUUGCAGAUAUGUGGAAAGAAUGAUAAAUUAGUUCACCAAAUAUUUACCUGUUAUUUGAUGUACCUUUCUUGAUUAUCUUUCAUUUCCUGGUAGGUAAGGAGGUCCCCCCACCCAGAAACCCAAAGCCACAAAAAAAAAAAACACAGGGCAACUUGUGCCCGCAUGGGAUGUAUUAAAUAGCCAUUAUUUUGAAUUGGGAUAUGAUGUUCAUCAAUCAUGCCAUCUUCCCCUAACA
Diospyros lotus (date-plum) is the source of this 1421-nucleotide messenger RNA. RefSeq names its product ribosome biogenesis protein BRX1 homolog 2-like. Gene Ontology annotation, biological process: rRNA processing; ribosomal large subunit assembly. NCBI's taxonomy places the organism in Eukaryota, Viridiplantae, Streptophyta, Magnoliopsida, Ericales, Ebenaceae. Bases 262 to 1209 code for a protein of 315 amino acids. Gene Ontology annotation, cellular component: nucleolus. Gene Ontology annotation, molecular function: rRNA binding. The transcript is spliced from 9 exons. The record is from RefSeq and is a predicted model, not a curated record.